This is a messenger RNA of Cantharellus anzutake, 393 nucleotides long. RefSeq lists its product as uncharacterized. The transcript is spliced from 3 exons. The annotation marks the transcript as partial. NCBI's taxonomy places the organism in Eukaryota, Fungi, Basidiomycota, Agaricomycetes, Cantharellales, Hydnaceae. The record is from RefSeq and is a predicted model, not a curated record.
GGGCAACAGUCCUGGAAAAUGCCAGAACCUCUGGAAUUGAAGGCGACCCGGUUAAUUUACAAUAGGGAGGAGACUGGGGAAGGAGGAGGGUUUCGCAAACGACAAGGACAACGAGCAAUAAGGAAAGAAAGACAGAAGUUACAGUGGGCAAGGAAACAACCGAAAAAAGGAAACCUAGAAAAACCUAAACGAAGGAAUGUCUUCGUCAAAAAACAGCAUACAGGACAAAAGAAAAGACUAAGAAAGAACACGCCUUCAGCAGAGGAAAGGUAUAAGAGGGCCAGAGCCCUGUAGGGAUGAGAUUUUCCGGAAGAAUCGACCCAGGAAUGCAGCGGCAAAAACCUGAAUCGGCAUGACUGUAACCUCGGAAGGCACAGUAUGCGUAAGGCCAAC